AUGGCGAAAAUUAUUGAGCUGGAUGAAAAGCAACCUCAAAGUAAAACAAAGAAAAACGUGUCAAAAGUGAAACAAACUCGUAAUAAAUCAGAGGAAAUUGCUGGCGUAUCAGUAAUACAGCGAAUAGUUGCCGUAGCAGUUAUUAUAACUGCUUAUAUUUAUGGGAGAGACUAUUUUCUGAAUCGUUAUAUACUGGGUGAAGAUUUUGAGACGUUUGCCAGCGUUUCGGAGUUCAUUUCGGAGAGGUCUACAUUUGUACCUUGCUCAAAGGAUUAUGGAAGUGAAUUUAAAAGAUGCAUACCUAAAAAAUGCGGGCGGUUUGUGAUGGAUUCUGUCGUUACCAAACAGGAGGCAAUCAACCUGAGGAAACUAGCAGAAAAGGGCAUGAGUCACGGAGGGGGGAGUGGAGGUGCCACCAUACUUGACCUGCAUUCAGGUGCUUUAUCAGUCGGUGACAAAUUUGUGAACAUCUAUUCAUUAACAGCAAAAAAUAAUGAACCAGUAUUCUCAAAAGAAGAUUUUGAGUUAUACAAAAGGGUUAAGGAAAAGAUUCAUUUUGCUGUAGCACAUAAAUUUGGCAUUGACCCACAAGUCUUGUAUCUCACAAAACCAACAUUUUUCUCAAGGAUGAACUCCCAGCCGGCGGUAACACUGCAUGAUGAGUAUUGGCACCCACACAUCGAUAAGGUCACUUAUGGUUCAUUUUUCUACACAUCCUUACUCUAUUUAAGCGAUAGCACCAAGGAUUUCUCAGGAGGUCGAUUUGUUUUCAUAGACAAAAAUGUGAACAUCACAGUGGAGCCAAGGUUGGGUCGGUUAUCAUUCUUCACAUCAGGGUCAGAAAAUGAACAUUUUGUUGAAAAAAUUGAGAAGGGAACAAGAUUUGCAAUCACUGUGUCAUUUACUUGUGAUAAGAAGUUUGCUAUUAGCAACCCCAAUGGAAAAUUAAAGUCUUAAAUUUUAAUUGUAAUCUGAUAGCUAUACUUUAAGGCAAUGCUCCUGAGAAUAAAUGUUUUCAUAAAACUUCAUGAGAAAUUCAAAUAUGUUUUAUGAUUCAUAUUUCAUGAAUGCUCCAAUGGUUUUGUUUUUUAAUUUUUGUUGAAGGAUAAUAUUUAUGGUAUAAAUUAUUAUUGUGUUGUGAUAUACAAAUGUUUAGUAAUAUGCCUUUUAAAUUUAUAUUAGGAAUAAAAGUAAUAUGCCUUUUAAAUUUAUAUGGAAUAUUGCACAUUGCAGAGGUUUUAGAGACAGAACUAAGCAGCAAAGUUUAUAAAGUAU
Molecule: messenger RNA, 1275 nt
Organism: Dendronephthya gigantea
Lineage: Eukaryota; Metazoa; Cnidaria; Anthozoa; Malacalcyonacea; Nephtheidae
Product: 2-oxoglutarate and iron-dependent oxygenase domain-containing protein 3-like
Exons: 1
Coding region: 1-957 (318 amino acids)
Cellular component (GO): membrane
Molecular function (GO): iron ion binding; oxidoreductase activity, acting on paired donors, with incorporation or reduction of molecular oxygen; L-ascorbic acid binding
Source: RefSeq, a predicted model, not a curated record